CAAGAAAAAAAUGUUGCCAUGGCAACGCUGUGUAUGAAUGCAGUGCAUGUCAAGUGCCAAAGUAAUCCAGAGUAGGCCUAUUUGAACUGGUUACAAGUAAUAUUGUUAUCGAGUUAACUACUUGCUUGUUUCAUGACAACAAUCUGCUAACGCUAAAAUGUAAUGGGACGAGAAAACGGCUCGCUUUUUAGUUAAUCUAGUUAGUGCAGAAAGCAGUCGUCGCCCUCCGGCUGAGGGCUUCACGGGGGCUCGUUAGAAGAAAUAACCAAAAAGAUGUCAAGUAAAAACCUCCCACCUCUCCAGCAUUUGCCACACUGGACCAGGGUCGGACGUCUCGGCAAAUCGUGCUUUUCACGACGUUUACCUGUGAGCCAACAACUGCAGUCGCCGCAUGUUGCGCCGCUAACAGACAGAGGAGUGCAGGAGGCAGCAGCAACAGAAGAGACGUCCCGUGAAGGCCGCAUGGACCCCCGCAUCGUGUCAUUGCAGAGGAAUAUCCUGUUCCUGCAGCAGCAACACAAGGAAACUCUAGAGAAACUCCAUGCAGAGAUAGAGUAUCUCAGGAGGGAGAAUAAAGAGUUGCAGUAUAAGCUGAUCAUGGAGCCUCCCAAGUCAAGUAGAAAAGGACUGGCACACAGCCAACGAGCCAUCAGACCUCCCACUCAGGGCAGUGAAGCCCACGCUUCUCUCUACCUGGAGGAGCAAAUCCAAGACACACGACCCUUACAGGACCAGGUUCUUCGAAAAAGCUUUGUUGAAGCCAGCGAAGUACUGGGAUCAGCCAGGCAGGACCCUGGCUCAGACAUGAAGGGUCGCCUCAUCACUUCCUUACAGCCUCUACGGAUCCACAGCAGUCCCUCCCAUCCACCGCGCCCUCCCACACUGCGGGAGUGUGAGGUCAUCAUCCGGCAGCUUUACAAUGCAAACAGUUUACAGUCUCAGGAAAUUACACGUGUGAAGGCCCUGCUGAGAGAUAUUGUCCUGAGCAAGAAAAUCACCCCUGAAAACUACAUUCUGACUAAGGCCUACCUCAUCGAUGGAACUUGCAAAUCUGUAGAAGAAAAGAAAUUUCCUAAACUCAGCCUUCAGUCAUUUCCAGAAAAAACGUCUGGACUGUCUCAGUCUGGGGUCGUUCUUCCAGCCCUCAAACAGAGCUUCACCUCCAACAUUGCAGACAGACAGAGGAAGACCCGUGCUUUGCAAAGAGAACGCUUGAAAAGGAUCUCUCUGACUGGGACAAAACUACCACAGCGUGGAGGUUUUAAUGAUCUAAAAAACUUUAGUCAUAAAUAAAUCAUCUUUAAAGGCUUUUCAUUCAAAGUAUUCAUCAAAAUGAAUUAGAAUGGCUCUUUUUAAGCAGACAUUUUUGAGCUGUCACAGCAAGUAAAAUUCCUGAAUAAACUUGCAUGUCUGUAGCUGGACCUACCCUUAGUGGAAUGUAGCCACCGUGAUUACACAUGUGCUUUUCCAGCUAUAACAUGUCAACAUAUAGGCUGUUAAGUCAAGUCUGUGACCCAAUCCUAUUCUCUACCCAGAGGCCUACUCACUAAACCCUCACAGACAUUAUUGACGUCACAACUGCAGUGACUAAUCUUGAGUUCGUGAGGGCUUGAACUGGAAUAAACAGGAGCAGAGCAUCCUAUUGUGACGAAAACACGGUGCUUAGAAACUAUGAGCCAUUAAAAGAAGGAAUACAAAUAGCCAAACUCCCUGUAUGGACUUGCCAGUUGUGCUAAAGGAUUUUAUUUCGUUGCAGUCAUUGUUUGUGGCAUUUAAACAUUAGCAAACACUGAUAUUAGCCACAAAGCCACAACCAUCAUAAAAAAAUGAUUAAAAAUACAAUAAACAAUACAAAUACAGUAAAUAACCACAACAGCUACAAUUUGAUAUCUGUUACCUAAACGUUCACUUCCUAAUAGAUUUCUUAUCCACAUUAUCCAUAUUUGGUGUGUGUAUAUGUCAUUGGGUCAAGGCAGUAGUGUACAUGUCCUUGCAUUGUACCAUGAACUAUUUGCAAAACAUAGACUGGAAGAAACUGUGCUAGCACAAAUGAAGAGUGCAAACAGCACUGAAAAGUUUGCAUGAGAGCACUUGAAGGAAAUUUAAUGAUGUAACAGUGGGACAGCUCUGAGUCCUCACACACCGAGUGGGAAGAGCGUGAGUAUGGUGUCUAGUUUCAAUAUGUGUUAGCCAGUAAAGGUUGCAAUUUGAAUCAAGCCUUUAAGGACAGUAAUUACCUCAUAAAGCACAAGUAAUAUGCAAUGAGAAAAUUAAAAAAAGGCGUGGUGACCUGAAAUCUUUUUAUUUUUAAGAGAAAAGAUAAUUUCUGCUGUUAAAUGGCAUUUUUGGACAUUUAGAUCAUUUAAGUGUCCAUAUCUAUGUGGAAAGUCAAACAAGAUAAAUUAUUAUUAAUAUUAUAAACCAAUAGAUUUACAUACUGAAUCUGGUCAUGUUUCACUGCUACAUUUUUACAGUUUGCAAUCAAAGAGUGUUUUUAUGUUGUAGCAGUCACUGUUGGUCACAUUUGGAAGCGGGGAGAAGGAAUUCAGAUUGUUUUAAUCUGCUACUUUUGCUGCUCUAUUACACUAUAGUACCAAAUAAUAAUACUGUACACUUCUUUUCAGGAUCUUUUUAUAUGAAUCAACACUGUACCGAGACAUGUCAAGCUUUACCUGAACAGGGGAUUUCUAGUCAUUCACCUCUAAAAUAAGAUGAGCACAAUACAAACUGAUUGUUUUAACAAGAAACAGCUCUGUUAUGUUUAGGCCUAAUUUAUGCCUCUUCAUAUGUAUAAUUUCAUUAUAUAAUAUUUUUCCUCAUGGUCAAGAUUGUAUUAUAUG
This is a messenger RNA of Melanotaenia boesemani (Boeseman's rainbowfish), 2840 nucleotides long. RefSeq lists its product as uncharacterized. The transcript is spliced from 7 exons. Lineage: Eukaryota; Metazoa; Chordata; Actinopteri; Atheriniformes; Melanotaeniidae. The record is from RefSeq and is a predicted model, not a curated record. Bases 274 to 1293 code for a protein of 339 amino acids.